AUGAAGCUGUAUCAGACCCUGCCUGUACUGUGCCUGGUCGCGGCUGUCGCCCGGGGUUCGCUCUGUCCUGAGUACUGUGACUGUUAUCCUGGGGAGAACAACACCAGCACCAUCGUCACAUGCCGCGGGGGGAACAUCACCAGAGUCCCCACCGACUUCCCAGCUAACACAACGUACCUGGACAUAGAAUUCACGAACAUCACAAAGUUGCAAGAAGGUGAUUUCCGUCGUCUGCCUGUGCUGACGUCCCUACGCAUAUUUUGGAACGUGCAACUGACGAAGUUGGACGUGGAGACGUUUUCUGUUGUGCCCACCCUCACCGACCUCAGUAUCUCCAACUGCUCUUUCUCCAAGUUCCCUUCUGGCAUGCUGAAGGGGCUGGAACACCUCCAGACGUUUGACGGUGGGCACAACCUCCUAGAAAUGGUUCGGUCUGGACUGUUCAGUCAUCAUCCUACUCUCGAAAUGAUCAACAUUUGGCAGAACAACAUUUCUCACCUCGAGCCUGGAGCUUUCGCGGGCAUGCCCCGUUUGAAAAGCAUACUGCUAAUGAACAACAUGCUCACCUCUGUUUCUGAAACAGCGUUUUCUGGUUCCCCCAAUAUCCAGUCAUUGACUUUCAGCUUCAAUACCAUCAGCAGGAUAGACAAAGAUGCAUUUGUAGGGUUGAAUCGACUUCAGUCUGUGGAUCUGCAGCAAAAUAUGCUCACCAAUAUUGACGGCGUAUUCGGGGAGUUGCCCGAUUUGAAGGCGCUCACGCUCACCAACAACGUUAACCUUCUGGACUCUAUCCACAACGCAACAUUCGGCAGUCUCCCGUCCCUUGCAAACCUGUUCCUUGACAAGAAUAAAAUCUCUGUGGUGGAGAAGGGAGUCCUUAGUCACCUGAAAAGUCUCCAACAGCUAAAUCUCGGCUACAACGAGAUUGUAGACAUCUCGCUCACAGGACUUACCUCUCUGACAGAACUUUACGUUCAGGACAACCGUCUCAGCAGUUUUCCCUCCAACAUGGCAGACGCAGCCCAACUACAGGUACUGGAACUGGAGAACAACCCUGUUGAAGAACCCCUGCAUGCCGGACAGUUCUCUGAUCUUACCAGGUUGCGUCGACUUACCCUGGACAACGUCACGAGUCUACAGUCAGCCGGGACACUGGACCCUCGGGCGUUUUGCGGAUUGGACCACCUGUACCUUCUCUCUCUCAGAUACAACCAACUGGUCAGUCUGUCCCCAGAUACCUUCACGUGCGUUCCGCAGUUGACGCACUUGUACCUCGAUCAUAAUAACAUCACGGAACUAAAGCUUGGAACUUUCAAAGCUUUAACCAAGCUGACUGACUUGUAUCUGUCGUACAACCAGUUGAGCCGUAUCUCGCCUGGUACUUUUGAUGGCCUGGUGAAACUUUUCUUUCUGGCACUUGGAGGAAACAACUUCACCAACAUCUUACACGUGGCUCCGGCGCUAGCGGGCUUACCUUGCCUGGAUAUACCUGCCCUGGACGACAACGCUUUGGUGUACGUUGGACCAAACUCUUUUCCUGACAACAUGGCAAUAGAUCUUCUGAAUCUGUCAGGCAACAAGAUUCGCAUCAUAGAGGAAGGCGCUUUCACCGCGCGAGCUUUCCCAAACAUGACCAGAGUGUGGUUGGACGAAGGCAAUCCGCUGCAUUUCCUGCCAGAGAAGAUUGUAGACGGGCUUCCGAAGUUUCUAACUUUGACCGUGGGCGACGAUCCGUUCAACUGCGACUGUCAACUGAAAGGCUUCGCCACAUGGCUUCGCAACCAGGUCAACCCACCUAACGCUUACCUGGUCUGCAGUAGCCCGGCCCACUUGAAGGGAAAGUAUCUCAAAGACGUCGCCUUGGAAGACAUGACCUGUAACUGCGAUCACGAAGAGGCUCCGUCCAUUGACACAAGCGGUAGCGACAACUACACCGACGAAGGGCAGGCAGCCAUCUUGAACUGUAACAUCUCAGGCUGUCCCGAAGCCGAGUUUUUCUGGACCACGCCCACGGGAGCGAUGCUGGCGGUAGGGUCAGGGUUUCCCAGGUUGGAGGUUCAGGCAAACGGCUCGCUGGUGUUGGACGAUGCCAGACCGGAGGACACAGGAGCGUACUCUUGUACUGCCGUUAACUACCGUGGGAAGGACAGCAAGGAGGUAUUUCUCAGAGUGGGUGGUGGAUAGUAGAAGAUAGUGUUUAUUGGUUUAUUUGUA
Messenger RNA from Branchiostoma belcheri (Belcher's lancelet), 2214 nucleotides. Its product is annotated as carboxypeptidase N subunit 2-like. Gene Ontology annotation, cellular component: membrane. Gene Ontology annotation, biological process: immune response; toll-like receptor signaling pathway. Gene Ontology annotation, molecular function: protein binding; transmembrane signaling receptor activity. NCBI's taxonomy places the organism in Eukaryota, Metazoa, Chordata, Leptocardii, Amphioxiformes, Branchiostomatidae. The record is from RefSeq and is a predicted model, not a curated record. Bases 1 to 2184 code for a protein of 727 amino acids. The transcript has 3 exons.